Messenger RNA from Magnolia sinica, 1980 nucleotides. Its product is annotated as receptor-like protein 7. The record is from RefSeq and is a predicted model, not a curated record. The transcript has 2 exons. Gene Ontology annotation, molecular function: protein binding. Bases 1 to 1980 code for a protein of 659 amino acids. NCBI's taxonomy places the organism in Eukaryota, Viridiplantae, Streptophyta, Magnoliopsida, Magnoliales, Magnoliaceae.
AUGGAUCGCCUCUUUCUCUCCCUUCCUAAUAAAGCCUUUCCACUACCCAUCUUCUAUAUUCGUAGGUUUCUCUUACUCUUUUCCCUCCUCUUCUCUUCCUCUUUUGUCCUUUCCAGUGUCAGUAACAGUAAGGCCUUGUCAACCCAACACCAAUGCAUUGAAGAUCACUUCUCUGCUUUGCUCCACCUGAAACAGGGCUUUAAUUUCUCUGCUGAGUAUACCAUGACCACACUAUCCUCUUGGAAUCCUGAUAAUAGGGAUUGCUGUUCUUGGGAAGGCAUCACGUGCAAUGGUGCCACUGGUCAUGUGACCAGUCUCGACCUCAGCAAGCUCCGUAUCUACGGUCGGAUUGAUUUUGUAAGCCUCUUUCGUCUUCAGAGCCUGCAGAAGCUCAACCUCGCUUUCAAUGAGUUUGAUCCCUCUCCAAUCCCAUCUGGGUUUGAGCAGCUCACCAGUUUGACCCAUCUCAACCUCUCUUCUUUGCAAUUUUAUGGCCAAAUUCCGCUGGAAAUCUCCCACUUGACCACUUUGGUGUCCCUCGAUCUAUCUUACAAUCAAUAUUUCAAUGGUUCCUACUAUGAAUACCUGAAACUCGAAAGCCCGAACAUUGGAGCAUUCGUCCAAAAUCUGUCGAGUUUGAGAGUACUCCAUCUCGAUUGGGUUCGUAUCUCAUUGCAGGGUAGUGAGUGGGGCCUGGCGUUAUCCUCCGCACUUCCACUUCUCCACAAGUUGAGCUGGAGAGAAUGUGGUCUAUCAGGCCCCAUCCAUCCUUCACUUUCCAAGCUCCAUCUCCUAUCUGAACUCUACCUCAGUGGAAACAAUCUCUCUUCAGCCAUACCCAACAGUAUUUUCAGCCUGCCAAACCUACAAACCCUCGAUGUAGGAUACAAUCCACUUCUCACAGCUGGCGAAAUCCCUCCAAACAAUACUAUCAGGCAGCUGUACCUAUCCGGCACUGGAUUUUGUAGCAAUCUACAAGAUUCGUACGGUAAUUUAACACUUCUGAUCACGUUAGAACUCCGUCAUUGCCAUAAAGGAGGCCCAUUUCCAUCAUGGCUUGUGAAGCUCGACAACCUCGUGUAUUUGGAUCUUUCAUCCAAUGAUUUCAGCGGACCAUUGCCGUCCUUUCUUGCCAACCUCCACAAUCUCGUUACUUUGGAUCUUUCAUUCAAUGAUUUCAGCAUACCAUUGCCAUCCUCUUUUGGCAACCUCAGCAACCUCGUUCGUUUGGAUCUUUCAUCCAAUAAUUUCAGCGGUCCAAUUCCUUCGUCCUAUGGCAACAAGUUUCAAAAUCUUCAAUGGUUCAUCGUUAACAACAAUUCACUCAGUGGGACCAUUCCAUCAUCAUUGUUUUCACUCCCAUCGUUACAACGGCUGUAUCUCCAAGAUAAUCAAUUUAGUGGUCAACUUGACCAGUUCCAAUACACAUCCUCUUCAGAUAUAUGGAUCAUUGAUUUGUCCAACAAUUCACUAAGUGGGACCAUUCCAUCAUCAUUGUUUUCACUCCCAUCAUUACAAGAUAUGGAUCUUCGAGAUAACCAAUUUAGUGGUCAACUUGACCAGUUCCAAUACACAUCCUCAUCAGUGCUACAUAGCAUUAGUUUGUCCAACAAUUUACUCAGUGGGACCAUUCCAUCAUCAUUGUUUUCACUCCCAUCAUUACAAAAACUGGGUCUCCGAGGCCGAAUUCCAGCAUCACUUGGAAACAUUAAAGCUCUUGAGUCAUUGGAUUUAUCACAUAAUAGUGUGUCUGGAGAGAUUCCUUUGCAGCUGACAAAGCUAAACUUCCUUGCCGUGUUGGAACUUUCUCAAAAUCUCCUCACUGGAAGCAUACCACAAGGUCAGCAAUUCAAUACAUUCACGAAUAAAUCUUUUCUUGGGAACUCGGAAUUAUGUGGCACUCCACUAUCAAAGAAAUGUGAACACGUUGAGGCACAUGCAUCACCACCAUUGGCGCAAUCAGAAAGCAAAUAUGACUGA